Molecule: messenger RNA, 2670 nt
Organism: Microtus oregoni (creeping vole)
Lineage: Eukaryota; Metazoa; Chordata; Mammalia; Rodentia; Cricetidae
Gene: Ndnf
Product: neuron derived neurotrophic factor
Exons: 4
Coding region: 473-2179 (568 amino acids)
Biological process (GO): extracellular matrix organization
Molecular function (GO): protein binding
Source: RefSeq, a predicted model, not a curated record
CGGAGUUAAGCGAGCCGCGUAAGAGCUGUCUCCUCUGUCGCCGGUGCGCUGGGCUCUGCCUUAGCAGCCCGCGCCGGCACUUAGCGAGCCCGCCUGUCCAGCAGCGCCAGCUCCGCGGGCGGGUUCAGCAUCCUCCCGCCACUGGGCGCCCGCAUCAGUUCGUGCUGCCCCGAGACCUCCGGCGGGGUGCCGCUGCCUGCACUACUUGCUGCAACUUUUGCAGCCGCGUGCGGCAGGCCUUCUGCCCGGCUUGGAAGUUCGCCACAAAGUUGAGACCCUUGAGGAAUCGAAUUUGCUUUUUCAUCUGCCUCUUCCCCAGCGUGCAGGUCCCCCUUGGUUCGUGGAUCCUCGUGCUUGACAUCUUGGUGGGAUCCCGGGACGUGGACUUUCCCCACACACCACAUCUUCGGGGAGAGAUAAAUCAAACAAACUUUCCUCUUCCCGCUAGGAAAAACAAACAAGUUCUUUAAGGAUGCUGCUGCUCCACUGGUGUCUGCUGUGGCUCCUGUUGCCGCUCACCUCGAGGACCCAAAAGCUGCCCACCCGAGAUGAGGAACUUUUUCAGAUGCAGAUCCGGGAUAAGACAUUUUUCCAUGAUUCGUCUGUGAUUCCAGAUGGAGCUGAAAUCAGCAGUUACCUCUUUAAAGAUACACCCAGAAGGUACUUCUUCAUGGUCGAGGAGGAUAACACCCCACUGUCUGUCACUGUGACACCCUGUGAUGCACCUCUGGAGUGGAAGCUUAGCCUUCAGGAGCUGCCUGAGGAGGCGAGCGCAGAUGGAUCAGGUGACCCUGAACCACUUGAUCAGCAGAAGCAGCAGAAGACUAACUUGGAGGGCACAGAACUAUUCUCCUACAAGGGCAAUGAUGUUGAGUAUUUUCUGUCUUCCAGUUCCCCAUCUGGUUUAUAUCAGCUAGAGCUACUUUCAACAGAGAAAGACACACAUUUUAAAAUAUAUGCCACCACCACUCCAGAAUCUGAUCAGCCAUACCCUGAAUUGCCAUAUGACCCCAGAGUUGAUGUGACCUCCCUGGGACGCACCACAAUCACUUUGGUCUGGAAGCCGAGCCCCACGGCCUCUUUGUUGAAACAACCCAUUGAGUACUGUGUGGUCAUCAACAAGGAACACAAUUUCAAGAGCCUCUGUGCCGUGGAAGCAAAGCUAGGUGCAGAUGAUGCCUUCAUGAUGGCACCCAAACCUGGCCUGGACUUUAGCCCUUUUGACUUUGCCCAUUUUGGAUUUCCAAUAGAUAAUUUGGGUAAAGAUCGAAGCUUCCUGACAAAGCCUUCCCCUAAAGUGGGACGCCAUGGCUACUGGAGGCCGAAGGUUGAUAUUCAGAAGAUCUGCAUAGGAAAUAAAAACAUUUUCACAGUCUCUGACCUGAAGCCGGACACCCAGUACUACUUUGAUGUCUUCAUGAUCAAUACCAACAGCAACCUGAGCACAGCUUACGUGGGUACUUUUGCCAAAACCAAGGAGGAAGCUAAACGGAAAAUAGUGGAACUAAAAGAUGGGAGGGUCACAGACGUGUUUGUUAAAAGGAAGGGAACAAAGUUUCUGCGAUUUGCUCCAGUCUCCUCUCACCAAAAAGCCAGCUUCUUUAUUCACUCCUGUCUGGACGCUGUUCAAGUUCAAGUGAGACGAGACAGGAAGCUGAUUCUGUCCCAGAAUGUGGAAGGCGUUCGACAGUUCCGGCUAAGAGGAAAACCCAAAGCAAAAUACCUCAUUCGUUUGAAGGGCAACAAGAAAGGAACAUCUAUGUUGAAAAUACUGGCCACCACCAAGCCCAAUAAGCAGGCUUUCCCCUCUCUUCCGGAAGACACGAGAAUCAAAGCCUUUGAUAAGCUACGCACCUGCUCGUCAGUCACCGUGGCUUGGCUAGGCACUCACGAAAGGAGGAAGUUUUGUAUCUACAGAAAGGAAGUGGAUGGGAAUUACAGUGAAGACCGGAAGAGGAGAGAGCAAAACCGAUGCCUCGGACCAGACACCAGGGAGAAGUCAGAGAAGGUCCUCUGCAAAUAUUUCCACAGCCAAAAUCCACAGGAAGCAGCGACCACAGAGACAAUCAAAGAUCUGCAGCCUGGCAAGUCUUACCUGCUGGAUGUUUAUGUUGUAGGACAUGGGGGACACUCUGUGAAAUAUCAGAGUAAAGUUGUGAAGACAAGGAAGGUCUGUUAGUUACCAUGAGUGAAGAUGUGUAGACUCCAGCAGAGACAUGGAAUCACUCUGUAAACUGACUCUUCUCAUGGAGGACCGAAGUUGUGACCUGGGAUACCAACAAGUGUACGGUGAUAUCCGUGUAACAUAACCUGGAGACUCACACAACUUGUACUCAAACACACCUGUGGUACUUAGGGUCCAUCUGUCUGAUACUGGUUGAUGUCAAAGGAAGAGGGUAUCUUGAUGGAUACCACCCCUUGCUUUGAGCACUGCAUGAACUGCUUCUAAAUUAUUUUAUUACCUAAAAAUUAAAAAAUAUGCCAUUUGUUGCACACAUUCACAAAUGCAAAUCAUUUCUUUCUAUAGAUGUUAUUAGGGGAACAUAUAUAUAUAUAUAUAUAAAUUAUUUUAUAAAUUCUGUUUUAAAUGUUGGUGUUUCUAUUAUUGUAAGCUUAUUAAAUUCUUUCUCUGUUAAAGUAUAGAUCUAAUCUAAGAUCACAUUGCCCUCU